AUGGAUGGCAUCUUACGGGAUUUGUCACCAUUUGACGAGGACGAGGCCAUUGAACUCCAGUUAUCUGAACUGAGCGACGAUGAUGCUGUCCCUCGGGCCGUGACGCCGCCACCUACUCUCCAGCAAUUUCAUGUUUUCCUAGAAACUGCGGAAGAAACCGCGGAAGACACCGUGUCUAUCCUCCUGCGCCUGUACAACGGCGGGACCCCCCUUUUCACUAAGGAGGCUUUCCGAGAUGCCGCCGAUCAACUCGACCGCUACUUGGAAGAUGCCAACUCGGAACACACAGUGUCGCUCGUGGGUCUCGAUGGCACGCCGGUCCAUUUCUGCUUCAGGGUUGGACAAGAUGUCAGCAAAGGGAGCAAAUUGUUUUGGCCAGGUUGCAAAAUCGUAACCGCCAAGCCCCGUCUUGACUACCGCGGCCUGUUUCAACUCAUGUCAACUGACAGCAGCGAGCCGGGGGGUCUUGGACGAGCCUAUUUGCCCAUCGACAUUGUCCAGGAAACAGAAAUACGCGAUGUCAAGACCGGUGAGCUGAUCGUUCCUUGGCUCAUGCUCAACCACGACGAGGUUCGGGAGCGGUUUUACCGGGACCUGGCUUUCUGGAAAAGAACCGUUCCGUUCAGUCACCUUCGAUGGCUUCUUGGAUCGACCGGUAUCAUUCAUAACAUCAAAAACGUCGUUGCAUUUGGAUGUGGUACCAUUACGCGGCUGAAGGACCAGGAAAUGCACCAGCGGAGCACCUCACAGCAUGCGCUGAUGCUAGAGGUGCGGGAUUAUAUCAAGAAAACUCUUGGGGUGGAGGUCCAGUGCUUCGCCCAGGAUCCGGCUUACACUUCGAUCGACAAACAGGUCCUGGGUGAGCUAGGUAUCACCGUUCUCGACGACCCGAGGGCCUGGCUCCAGGUGGAGAACGGGAGCGUGGUCAUCGCCAUUGAGCCAACCAUUCCAACGACCGAGAUCAUCGCUGACAUUGCAAAACCGGGUGUCAUCAUGAUGCCCGUGCCGCCAGAAGAGUACUCGCCCCCCGUGUGGAAGACAUGA
Molecule: messenger RNA, 1044 nt
Organism: Chaetomium globosum CBS 148.51
Lineage: Eukaryota; Fungi; Ascomycota; Sordariomycetes; Sordariales; Chaetomiaceae
Exons: 3
Coding region: 1-1044 (347 amino acids)
Source: RefSeq, a predicted model, not a curated record